Lucilia sericata (common green bottle fly) is the source of this 4096-nucleotide messenger RNA. RefSeq lists its product as uncharacterized. The record is from RefSeq and is a predicted model, not a curated record. Gene Ontology annotation, molecular function: chloride channel activity. The coding region runs from base 1334 to 3778 and encodes 814 amino acids. NCBI's taxonomy places the organism in Eukaryota, Metazoa, Arthropoda, Insecta, Diptera, Calliphoridae. The transcript has 13 exons.
GCAAUAAUUGCAAAUAAAGCUGGUUUUCAAAAAAAAAAAAAAAAAAAAGAAUUUCAACAAAAAAAGUGUGAAAAAAAACGAAGUGCAGGGAGAGUGUGUAUGGAAAUAGUAAAUGAUCACCAACCAUAGUUAGUUUAAAACUAUUGUUUAAUAACAACAACAAAUCAACAAAAAAAUCAUUAAAACAUCUAUCGAUCGAUUGCGUCGUUUUGCGUUUUAUUACAUGUUUUUUCUAACAACAACAAAAAAUAAUAAAAAGCGGUAGUAGCAGCAACAACAACAAAAAUCAUAUUGUCUAGCUUAUGAUUUUAUUUAAGCCAAAUUUUUUUAUUUGGAAUUAUAACACAAGAAAAAAACAAACCAAAAAAAUCCAAAAGUUUAUAAAGUGGAAAUAAAAUUAAAUAACAAAUAAUUAAAACGAUCUGCUUGAUCGCAUUUACAACUAAAAAAUAUUUGUUUGUUUUGUGUUUUUGGUGUCUGGUGUUUUUUUUUUUUUAAGACGAUAUUUUUCGAUCUUAACAAGUGGCUCCUCUCGGCUGGUGUUUGACUUUUGUGGUUUUUCUUAACAAUUGGCGUUAUUUAUAAAACAAAACGUAAACUUUAAAGUUAAAAAAAGCAACGACGUUAGCAAAUUGGUACCAGUCAAAAGCCAUUCACCAAAUUCAGCAAAAAAACCCACAAACACCAAUGGAAUAAAAACCCUCUUUUUAAUAAAAAAAAUUGCAAUACUUACAAUAAUACAUCUGAAAACAACAACUAGCCAAAGAAACUUAAUUUAAAAAAAAAUGUUUUGUUGUAAAAAUUAACAAUAACAAUAAUCAUGAAUAUUUUUUUAAAAACUCCCGUGUAAUAACAACGUGUUGGAAUUUUGGUUUCAGAAACAAACAAAAACAAAUUAAAUAUAUAAAUAAAUAAGUAUUAGAGUGAAAAAGUAAAACAGGGAAUUAAUAAAACAAAUAAAUAAAUAAAUAUUUUUAAAGAGAGAAAAAAUAAUAUUAUAUGAAGUUCAAAAUUACAAAUUUUCAAAAGUAAAAAAUGGCAUAACAAGAGGUAGUGAAACACCAACACCAACACCCUCCCCCCCUAAAGUUUGAAUUUAUUUAAUGGCCUGUUUUAAAGGCACGUGUCUUUCUUUAUUUUUCAACAAUUUAACUUACAAAUUGGUUCAUUUUAAUGUCUAACAACAAUAAAUUUUAUAAUUUCUAUAAAAAAACAAAGAAAUUUUAUUUAAUGUUUGUUGGAGUUUGAUGGUGGGUGCCUACCACUACUACUUUAAGUUAACAAUAACAGUGACAGUUAAAAGUGGUACCACAACAAUAACAACACAAACAUCAUGACAGUUUCCUAUGCUGGUGAAGUGCCCAAUGGCAGUAGUUUUGGCUGUUUUUGGAAGAUAUUAUGGAAGUGGCGUGGAAGUGUUUAUAAAUUAGUAUGGCGUGAAUUAGUGGCGUAUUUAUGUUUAUAUUAUACUAUUAAUUUUGUAUAUAGAUUUGCUUUAACCGAACAACAACAAAAAAUAUUUAAUAAGUUACGAUCAUAUUUUGGUCAACAGGGCGAAAGUAUACCCAUGUCAUUUGUGCUGGGUUUCUAUGUAAGUCUGGUAGUGAAACGUUGGUGGGAGCAAUACAGAUUAUUGCCCUGGCCCGAUACGUUGGCCCUAUUUAUAAGUGCUGCAAUACCAAAUUCAAAUGGUGGUGUAAAUAACGAAACCGGCCGCCUUAUGCGUCGCAACAUAAUGCGUUACAUGGUCUUGGCCUAUGUGAUCACUUUGCAACGUAUUUCGUUGCGUGUUAAACGUCGUUUUCCCACCACCCAACAUCUCGUGGAUGCUGGUCUCAUGCACGAGUCUGAAAUGAAAAUCUUUGAGCAUUUAAAUGCUAAAAGUCCCAUGUCUAAGUAUUGGAUGCCCCUGGUUUGGGCUACAAAUAUUAUAAAUCGUGCUCGCAAAGAUGGUCUCAUAAUGUCCGAUCAUAUAGUGCAAACGAUAUUGAUGGAAUUAUCAGAUAUAAGACGUCGUUUGGGUGGUUUAAUCGGUUAUGAUACUGUGUGUGUGCCAUUAGUUUAUACGCAGGUUGUAACAUUAGUUUUAUAUACAUAUUUCAUUGCCGCUUUAUUGGGACGUCAAAUGUUACCCGAUAUGCCAGAUCACAAUGGCAAAAAUGAUUACGAUUUAUAUUUUCCGCUAUUUACAGCGUUACAGUUUGUUUUUUAUGUCGGUUGGCUGAAAGUUGCUGAAGUGCUAAUCAAUCCAUUUGGUGAAGAUGAUGAUGAUAUUGAAUUAAACUGGUUAAUUGAUAGACAUAUUAAGGCCGCUUACAUGAUUGUCGAUGAAAUGCAUGAAGAACAUCCCGAACUAUUGCGUGAUCAGUAUUGGGAAUGUGUGGUGCCGAAAGAUUUACCCUAUACAGUAGCCUCUGAGCAUUAUCGCAAAGAUGAGCCGAAGGGUUCAGCGGAGAAUUAUAAAGUUAAAAAAGAAGAUGCCAUGUAUGCGAAUAUUGUACCGGGCGGUGGUAAACGUGUUAUAUCCGAUGAUGUUUAUGCUGAUUAUGAGAGUGUUGACACCCCCAUGGUGGAAAGACGAAAGAAAAUGUGGUUUGUUCGUCAACUUUCUCGCAUGGGUUCGAUGCGCAGUCAAUCUACCGCUUACUCAUCGGGCGGUAUUGCUUUUAAUCGCAAUCGUUUAAAUUCAGUUUACUCCAGUCCCGAGUCAGGUUUACCCAUGAGUAUGGUGCAACAACAGCAGCAGCAACAACAACAACAGCAACAAAAUGCUCAACAACAUCAGCAGCAACCAUUGCAGUCAAAGCCUAGCUUUUACGAUAAAUUUGUGCAUCGCAAGUCUUUGCGUGCUCAUCGCCAGCUGAUUAAGCAAAAUUCUCGUUUGAAUGGUUUAAAUGUUAAUACCUCAAAAACACGACCUCGUAUACCAACUCCUGAUGUUACUAAGGAAUCUUUGGAUAAAGAUAUGGCAAAUGCAACCAAUGCAAAUACAGCGGUUAUUAUGGCACCACCAUUAACUACACAAACCACUAUGUAUCCUUAUACAAGCACAACAACAAAUAACGGGCAAGAUGGUCAAGUAUUGGGCACUUUAUUAUUAUCACCGAUUAAAGAAAUGGAUAGUUCAUCGUCAAAUAAUACUUUGAUUCCAGGACAUCCGAAUACGGCGGCAUUGGCCCAGGCAGUAUUACCAACAAAUUUAACUAAUUCCAUUCCUGUCACCAGCAAUAUAACAACUUUAUCUUUCCCCUUUACGGUUACUACCAGUCCCACGGACACCUCAGCUACUUUAAAUAUUCUACCAAUUUCCACUUCCCAAAUACCCACUAUUACCACCAGCACAUCUAAUUUUGAUGCCAAUGAUGUUAUAACCAGCAUACCGGUUUCCCUGUCUAUACAACGUACUCCCUCAGCGGUAUCAAUAACCGAUUUGAAUUUCAACGAUAAACUGGAUAAUAAUAAUACCGCCACGGCGUUAUUAUCGGUGAAACCAUUAAAUGGUGGAGCUAAUAUAUCGCGUAAUAAUAGUUUCAAUGGAAAUUUAAAUAUAAACAUAUCCGAUUCAUAUCUAUUAGAACGUAGACAUUCUAUGCGUUCAGAGGGACGUCCCGAGGACUCAACGGACAGCAACUUACAGAAUAAUGCCACAGCAACGAUAACACUUAGUGCUAAAGAUAAAAAUCCUACAAAUACUACUAAUACCACUACAGCCACUUCGGCGCCUUCAACGUUAGCUAAACGUCCGCCCGAACCGAAAACUGGAGAAGUUUAUGUUUAACUGUAUAAUAUUAAAUUUUUAACAAUAAUUGCAAAGAAAAAAAUCUAUAGAAAGAUAAUAGUUAACUCAAGCCAUGAAUCCAUCCAUUUUCUAAAAAAAAUUGUAGUUUUAAUUUAAUUUUACAUUAAAAAAAGACAAAAAAAGGUUGUGACAUGAAUCUUAAAUUAUUAUAAUUAUUUUUUUUUGUAAAGAACUAUGUACUAAAUGUAUUUGUAUUUUAAAUUUUAGUCUUUUAAUAUCCUUGAAAAGGAUAAUAAUGUUAAAUAAUGUGUAUAUGUUACUAUAUAGUAUGUCUGUAAUAAUAAAGUUAAUUAUAUA